AUGCCAGCAUCACAGUGGAGUGAAAGGUGUCUCAUCCUGGGCCUUGGGGUGGUGGCGGUGCUGCUGUCUGGGGUGGAUCCCAGACCCGCUACAUCUCGCCUGCACCUGGAGGCCAUCAAGCAGAGCCUCUUGGAGCGGCUCGGGCUGGAAAGGCCUCCGGUCGUCUGGCAGGCUCUGGAUCGAGACGGGCUCCGGAGGGCACAUCACGUCUAUCACGAGAUGCUGUCUCAGCUCAGAGCGAACCAGAGUGCAGCUGAGCCAGAAACCGCCGUUCAUCUCCUAAGGGCAAAAUUGAAACUUGUCCCAGAAGGUCCACCAGGACGUUUGGAGGUGGCCAGUGACUUCCACGGGCCCUUCUACAGCCUAGAACUCUCCAGGACAGCGUCGCUCCACCAGAACCUCCUCGUUCUAAGGGCUGAGCUGCGGCUCUUCAAGGAGGCCCUCUACCUUCCUGCCAUCUCCAGAUCCAACUCUACCUGGCCCUUGCAUGUCAACAUCUACAAACUGGCGGAUGGGGAUGGAGGGACCCCCAAACUUCUGGGGUCCCAGGUCCUCUCAAGAACCUCACAGACCCUUGACCUCAGAGAUGCUGUGGAUCACUGGAUGGCAAACACAGAGCAAAGACUUCUUCUGGGACUGGAGUUCUUAGCUGACGCGACCACCUUGUUGGCCACCACAGAAGGAGCUGAGACGCUGACGCUGGAGGUGGCGACGCAGGAGCGUGUGCGGGUGAGGAAGCCGCGGCAGCUGGAUGAGGAGUGCGGAAAGGGCGAGGGGAAGUGUUGCCUCCGGUCCCUGAAGGUCUCCUUCGAGGCCAUUGGGUGGUCUGACUGGGUGGUGGCCCCCAGCAGCUACUCCAUGAAGUUCUGCAAAGGUUCUUGCCCCCACAACUACAAGCCGGCCAGCAUCCACGCCCAGAUUAAGUCGCGGCUCCACAGGCUCUCUGGGGAGACCCCAGCACCGUGCUGUGUCCCAGCUGGCUACGAGCCAAUGGUGAUCAUGCAUUAUGGCAGUGAGGGGAAAUUGGUCACCCAGGUGUUCCCUGACAUGAUUGUCACACGUUGCCACUGCGCAUGA
Molecule: messenger RNA, 1077 nt
Organism: Sphaerodactylus townsendi
Lineage: Eukaryota; Metazoa; Chordata; Lepidosauria; Squamata; Sphaerodactylidae
Gene: GDF15
Product: growth differentiation factor 15
Exons: 2
Coding region: 1-1077 (358 amino acids)
Biological process (GO): SMAD protein signal transduction
Cellular component (GO): extracellular region
Molecular function (GO): growth factor activity; cytokine activity
Source: RefSeq, a predicted model, not a curated record